GUGCUUCGUUCCACUUAAGAUGACGGCGGUUCUUCUGCUAGUGAAUGGGGUUGGCCUUCUUAGCUUCUGGCUGUCUGUGGGAUAAGAUAAGAUAAAAGGAGGCAUGCAGGAAGCAUGGUUCAUCAUCAACAGAGAAUACCUCAUGCCUAUCCUCUGUUUAUGAGCCAACUCAUCAUUCAUCUCAACCAGUGAGAGAUCCCGGUUCAGCGUGGGCCUGUAAUGUCACCAUUCACCCAGAGAAUCCUGCUGUGAUGUUUGGGGGCCCUGUGGAUCUAAACUGCACUACUUCGUGUACCAAUUACACCGGUCUGAACUGGGAGGUAUCUCUUGAAGCUAAGAUCCAGGAGGGAAAUGGGUGGAUUUCUCUGGCGAUGAAAAAUGUGGAAGAAUGGAAAGCUCAACCAUUGUGCUGGGUCAAAUAUGAAGACUCUCUUUUACUCUCCACCAGGGCAGUACUCUAUGUAUAUGAAUUCUCAACACCCACUAUCCAGCUGGCUUCUGAGAUUCAGCAAGGCCAUUCAGAGAACAUUGUGUGCAAUAUUCCUCGCUUGAAGGUGAGAGACUCCACAUCACCUCAUAGGAACAUCUCCUUGAGCAGAGGCCCAGAUGUUCUCAGCAGCAACAAUAACAAAUCGUCUCUGGAGUACAGCUUUGUGGCCGACCUUCAGAAAGAUGACCGGACUGAGAUCAUUUGUGAAGCCUAUGUCCAGGUGGGCUCAGAAGUGCUGAGAAAACAGACGAGGAGAGUUUUGAAUGUUGUGGCCAGUCCUUUCAACGUCAGCGUCUCAGCAAAUCGUGAGAGGUACAAAACAAAUGAGAACAUUAAGGUGACAUGUAAUGCUACAGGCAAACCCUUUCCGGAGUUUUCGUGGCAUCUCCCUUCCACAGAGGGUGUGGAAUUCUCAGACAACAACCGGACCAUUGAGAUAUCUUCAGCUCAGAGUUCCCAUAAUGGGACAUACCUAUGUCUGGCCAAUAAUAUUUAUGGCAAGAAAUCGGCACGAGUGGACAUCGUCUUUGAAGAGUCGACUCGCAGCUGGAUCGCCGCAGUGGUGGUGGUGACGUUGCUGGCAGUCCUGAUCACGGCUGGAGUCGUCUUGUACCGCUGUCAGAAAUGAAGGCAAUCCUGUUGGAAAGAGGUCUGGCUUUUGCAAUACGAGAAGUAGGGGUCGCUUCUUGAGAAGCCACAACGAAAGCAAGGAGGAAAGAAGGGGUCUUUGCUGGAGUCUGACUGAACACAGCAGGCAGUGGAAACUGGUCAAUAUCCAUGCAGGACCUGCUUCUGUGACUGCCUGUUAUAGCAGAUGCCCGUGUGCGCUACGCCAAAGCAACAGAUUCAGCCAAGGGGGGGAAAACCUCAUAUCAUACUAGGAAUAAGAUUCAGAUUCCUGAGGGAUUCCAGGCUGUAAAGAUGGACCUGAAAGCAGAAAAGGAGCAAUAAAUUUGAAAAUGCAGGUGAUCAUCAUGACACUCCCCACCGUUUGUUCUCUCAUCCUUUUGAAAGUCCGAAAAUGCCAGUAGUGAGAUCAGUUCGUAACAAUAAAUAAACUGAAGAAAAUUUCAUUUCUAUAA
Messenger RNA from Pogona vitticeps (central bearded dragon), 1572 nucleotides. The record is from RefSeq and is a predicted model, not a curated record. NCBI's taxonomy places the organism in Eukaryota, Metazoa, Chordata, Lepidosauria, Squamata, Agamidae.